GUCGAAGAUAAAACCGUCAAUCCCAAGGACCGAACGGCAUCAGAAUGACGAACAUGCGACCACCGAGCAAAAACGUGCUGCUGAAAGUGGUCAUUCUCGGUGACGGGAAUGUCGGCAAAAGCUGCCUCAUGAACCGCUUCGUUUCGAACUACUUCGAUGCGCACAGUUUUCACACGAUCGGCGUCGAGUUCCUCAACAAAGACUUACAAGUGGACCAGGAACGCUACACGCUGCAGAUCUGGGAUACGGCCGGCCAGGAGCGAUUUCGGGCCCUGCGGACACCGUUCUACCGCGGCACCGACAUCUGUCUGCUGACGUACGCGAUCGACGAUCGGCAGAGCUUCAAAACGUUGGCCAGCUGGCGCGACGAGUUUCUCCGGUACUACGACGUCAACCCGGAGCGCUUCCCGUUCAUCGUGGUCGGCACCAAGAGCGAUCUGGCCGCUACCGGGCACCGGCAGGUGACGGCCGAAGAGGUAACCCACUGGUGCCAGGAGCAUCACGUGGCCGCCUUCAUCGAAACGUCGGCCAAAACGUCCGACAAUGUGGCCACCGCGUUUGCGCUGGCCGUGCAGCAGUGGAAAAAGCUCGAACGGUGCACCGAGCGCGAACUGCGCGCCCAAGGCCACGACACUAUCGAUCUGAUGAAGAGCGUAAACUUGAGCGCAAACCGAAAUCGGUUCUGCUGCGUCGGCGGGAACGCUGGACGACCCGCGGCCACCGAACAGGACGAUGAUGACUAUCCGAAUUGA
Anopheles cruzii is the source of this 752-nucleotide messenger RNA. RefSeq names its product ras-related protein Rab-9B (gene Rab9). The transcript is spliced from 3 exons. The record is from RefSeq and is a predicted model, not a curated record. Bases 45 to 752 code for a protein of 235 amino acids. Gene Ontology annotation, molecular function: GTP binding; GTPase activity. NCBI's taxonomy places the organism in Eukaryota, Metazoa, Arthropoda, Insecta, Diptera, Culicidae. Gene Ontology annotation, cellular component: lysosome; phagocytic vesicle; late endosome. Gene Ontology annotation, biological process: retrograde transport, endosome to Golgi.